AUGGGAAAUUUACGAGAGCUGAAGGUGUUGGGUCUGGGGUACAAUAACUUCAAUGGAUUAAUUCCAUCAGAGCUAAUAAACAUUUUAUCCCUGGAAUUUAUCUUUCUUAAAAGAAACAUACUUUAUGGGGAUUUACCUCUUGAACUAAAUGAGCUCAUCAGUCUGUGUGAGUCUCAGGUUCGCCACGGCAGGACUUUCUCAAAUAGGAUGCCCGCUGCAAGGUUGUGGAAAAACGGAUGUAGCAUUCCUUCUACAAGUUGUCAUGAGCUGGGACAUAGAAGAAGAGAGCCGACAAGAAGUUGCACAUCGGUUCGCUCUGGUGUCGCUGCCAAUGGCGUUGCGCAAAGUGCAGAUUGCAGGCUAGAUGCGUACGAGUCCGUCCCUACGUCCACGAUGUCGAAGCAUAGGAAAUCAAGUCAAUUAGAUAGUAUAUCUGGUUAUGAAAGUUGUCUUUUGUGUACGCAGUUUUGCCAUUAUUUUGUAAAAGCUUUGAGUUUUUGA
This is a messenger RNA of Triticum turgidum subsp. durum (durum wheat), 501 nucleotides long. The record is from the annotation of a GenBank genome assembly. NCBI's taxonomy places the organism in Eukaryota, Viridiplantae, Streptophyta, Magnoliopsida, Poales, Poaceae.